GCAUAUUUUGACAAGAUGACAUGAAACCUUCAGGAAAUGAUCGCACACCGCAAAUAAAACUGAUAUGAAAAGAAUUAAGUCCUUAAUUGUGUUCGUUGUCUCCAGGACGGACAGCUGUGUGAGUGUGAGGAUGAGUGCUCAAUAUUUAAUCCGUGUUAUUUUAUUUAUUGGUUUCCAUAUCGGAGUGGCUUAUUCCGAUGGAAAUAAUAAUAAUAACGUGAUCAGAGUCGAGACAGCGAACGCAAUUCACCUAUCUGCCGACAACGUACUGGUGGUCCCGUCCGACAUCAUAGUGGUAGAACUCAACGUCUACUCCGGCGAGGAUGACCCGUUUGUGCAGAUACCCAGGGCUCAGAUCCAACCUAUGCUGCAAUCCAGUUUUGGUUGGAGGAAUCCUGGUGUUCCUACUGGAGUAGGAUACAAAGGCUUUACUUUGUAUAAUUAUGAACCCAAUCCGAUUCGCAUUGGAUGUGGAUCCGAUAUGGGAGUAGAAACUGGACUCCUACAAAGAAUGGGACUCAGAAUCGAUCCAACUCUUCGCCAAACAGUUCAAUCACAGAUGCAAGCAGGUUGGAGCCUACAUCAGAGCAUGCAUCAUGGUCACAGACCACAUCCUGGAAUGCCGCAUCAAGGAAUUUUCUGUCCAAGACCCCCUUCAUCAUCCACCUAUGAACCACACGUUUGGAACAACCGGACAUUUGUACAGAGGCGGAACAACUGUUACAACUAUGCCAGCAACAUUAUAACAAAUACAUUCGCUCAACCUGGUAGAGCCAACCGCCACAACAUAACAAGGAAUCCACCACAGUUGUACGGCGAAUCAGUCUACUACGGGGCUAUUCUUGACGGGCUAAUCCCAGUUCCUGCACCCACACAAUGUUUGCCAAGCCCUGGCUUGAAUCUCAUCGCUUUAGUUAUUUGGCCAGGAAGAGACUAUCAUUUUUACCGUCUUGACAAGAACGGUUACUUCUCUCACAAGCCUGGCAGAUCACCUGCAAGAAAUGUGGACAAUUCCAAUAAUCUUAUUUUGGACCCACGGACAUGUGAUCGCGGUCCUUAUACAGUUUUUAAGGGAUUUUUCACGACUAAUAUUUUUAAUGUACGUCAUCUUAUGUAAUUUUAGCGGUUAUUUGAGAAGCAUUUUUCUUCCAAAUCCAAUAACAAAUGUUUUUGAGAUUUACGUGUAAAAAGUGUCGUGUAGAUUUAUAUGCGGUUAAUAAAUUAUUGCUUUUGAA
Molecule: messenger RNA, 1235 nt
Organism: Magallana angulata
Lineage: Eukaryota; Metazoa; Mollusca; Bivalvia; Ostreida; Ostreidae
Exons: 5
Coding region: 65-1117 (350 amino acids)
Source: RefSeq, a predicted model, not a curated record